This is a messenger RNA of Phyllostomus hastatus (greater spear-nosed bat), 3720 nucleotides long. RefSeq names its product Rho GTPase activating protein 19 (gene ARHGAP19). The coding region runs from base 20 to 1504 and encodes 494 amino acids. The record is from RefSeq and is a predicted model, not a curated record. The transcript has 12 exons. Gene Ontology annotation, biological process: signal transduction; regulation of small GTPase mediated signal transduction. Lineage: Eukaryota; Metazoa; Chordata; Mammalia; Chiroptera; Phyllostomidae. Gene Ontology annotation, molecular function: GTPase activator activity. Gene Ontology annotation, cellular component: cytoplasm.
AAGAAGUUUGCUGACUAAGAUGGCGACUGAGGCGCAGAGUGAAGGGGAGGUGCCAGCUUGCGAAUCUGGUCGCAGCGAUGCCAUCUGCAAUUUUGUUAUCUGCAAUGACUCUUCCCUUCGAGGCCAGCCCAUCAUCUUCAACCCUGACUUUUUUGUGGAAAAACUCCGGCAUGAGAAACCUGAGGUGUUCACUGAGCUGGUGGUCAGCAAUAUCACAAGGCUCAUUGAUUUGCCUGGAACCGAGCUGGCCCAGCUGAUGGGAGAAGUGGACCUGAAGUUGCCCGGUGGGGCUGGUGCGGCGACAGGCUUCUUCCGGUCUCUGAUGUCUCUCAAGCGGAAGGAAAAAGGAGUAAUAUUUGGAUCCCCAUUGACAGAGGAAGGCAUUGCCCAGAUAUACCAGCUAAUUGAAUAUCUACACAAAAACUUGCGGGUAGAGGGUUUGUUUAGAGUACCAGGGAAUAGUGUCCGGCAGCAGAUUUUAAGGGAUGCUCUCAAUAAUGGAAGUGAUAUUGACUUGGAAUCAGGGGAGUUUCACUCAAAUGACGUUGCCACCUUGCUGAAGAUGUUUCUAGGAGAGUUACCUGAGCCCUUGCUGACACAUAAACAUUUCCAUGCACAUCUCAAAAUUGCUGAUCUGACACAGUUUGAUGACAAGGGAAACAAGACUAAUGUACCAGAUAAGGCACGGCAAAUCGAGGCUCUUCAGUUGCUCUUCCUCAUUCUCCCUCCACCCAACCGUAACCUGCUGAAGUUACUGCUUGACCUCCUGUACCAGACAGCAAAGAAACAAGACAAGAAUAAGAUGUCCGCCUAUAACCUAGCUCUUAUGUUUGCACCCCAUGUCCUGUGGCCAAAAAAUGUCACUGCAAAUGACCUUCAGGAGAAUAUCACAAAGUUAAACAAUGGGAUGGCUUUUAUGAUUAAACACUCCCAGAAACUUUUUAAGGCUCCUGUUUACAUCCGGGAAUGUGCCAGAUUGCACUAUUUGGGCUCCAGAACUCAAGCAUCAAAGGAUGAUCUUGAUCUGACAACUUCGUGUCAUUCUACAUCCUUCCAACUGGCAAAACCUCAGAAGAGGAACCGGAUGGAUUCCUGCUGUCAUCAGGAAGAGACCCAGCAGCGCACGGAAGAGGCGCUGAGAGAGCUGUUCCAACACGUUCACAAUAUGCCAGAGUCGGCAAAGAAGAAACAGCUUAUCAGACAGUUUAAUAAGCAAUCUGUGACCCAAACACCAGGGCAAGAACCUUCCACUCCCCAGGUACAGAAGAGAGCCCGUUCGCGUUCUUUCAGUGGCCUUAUUAAGCGGAGGGUCCUGGGAAAUCAAGUGAUGUCAGAAAAGAAGAACAAGGCCCCUACUCCGGAAUCUGUAGCCACUGGUGAACUGAAGAGAGCCAGCAAAGAAAAUCUGAGCUUACUGUUGUCUGGGUCUCCAGCUGUCGUGACGACACCGACAAGAUUGAAAUGGUCUGAGGGGAAGAAAGAGGGGAAAAAAGGGUUCCUCUGAAGGAUCCAGAGUUCUACUGUUAUCCACCCAGAAUUUUCUCUGUAGUGGGCCAGGUGUCAUUCCCACUCAUGGAGAAGCUUGGACCGGCAACUUGCUUGCUGCGUUUUGAAUUGUGAAAGUUAAUUAAUCCUGUGACUUGACUGAUACCUCUAACCCCACUCACUGGAUGUUUUCUGCAGCCUCUGCCUUCUGAACCAGUGCUAGCAGUCCUCUCUCUCUUUUAAUAUUAUGGGGAAACCACUCACCUGCCAACCCGCUCACACAGCACACGGCACACAGCAAGUGGGUAGAUCCAGGCAGACUCUAGUGCUCAUUCCAUGUAUUUGCUUAAGCAUAUUUUGUUUUUUAAAAAUACAAGAUUUGUGUUCAACUGCCAGUAUUUUUUUUUAAGUACUGUCAAUCCUAGUGGAUUCAUGUUAUUUAACUGAUAAUUUGGAUUUUUCUGUUUUGAUACUGUUGGGUAUUUUUGUUGUCAUUUUUUAUUUGUUGUUUGUUCAUUUUUAAAAGCUGCUUUUGGUAUGUGUAACCUAAAUGGGCUCCAAGCCAGAAGUCUUUCCCUUUUUUUCACCUUCAGCUUUGGGAAAGCUUUAUCUCACGAGGCUGUGUUCCUCAAUACCUUGUUUGUGUCCAAGGACUUCAUAGCUUUCCCGGAAAGUUUUCAUUAUUUCUUGGGCCCAAAAUUGCAAGGUAUUUGGCUUGCAGUAUUGCAAAAGGAGAAUUCAGAGUGAUCUAAUAUUUUAACAAAUGUUAAUUAUUAAAUUGUGUCUCUCCUUUCCUCCACUCUCUCUUCCUCCCCCGAUCUUCUAACCUUAGUGAUGCCAAAUAAUGGUGUGAUUGCCGAAUUUGUGUCCUUUGUUUGGUUUCCUCUUGAACAUGGAGCAUCUCUGGCGCCCGCGUGGGGCCAGCCCUUCUGUGCCAGGUCACUGUGAUUCCAGGAAAGUCUCUGACUGCCAUAUGGAGGUUUGCUGAAAUAUCUGUGUGGUAGAAGCUGGGGUGUGACUAGGAUGGGGCCGGCUGGCUUGAUGUCCAGGACUGCCCCUCAGGGUGGGGCUAUACUGUACCCUUGUGAGGCAUCCGGCGGGCAGGCCAGGCUGUGAGAGCCAGCUGGAGUCAGGGGGAGGAGGUGCGCAGCAGCAGCCUCUGCACAGCUGAGAGGGUUUGAAGGAGAGAAUGUUCUCAUUUGGAGGCAGUGUGGCUUGUCACCAGAGUUCUGAGAAAGCAGCCCAGCCUCUCUCCUUGUAAUGGGCCCAAGGAGGAUGUGGAGAGGGGGCUAGAGCUGGAGCUUUGGCUGGGUGGUGAUGUUCACAAUGUUUGAGGUGAGCAGUGGUGUGGCUUUGAUCUCGUGUAAAUACUCAGGGCCCGGGGAGCGGCUGUGGUCAGAGAGAAGGUGCCCUUUGUGCCUGCUCUGCGAGGCUGUGCAGCUGUUCAGCCCAUGUGCUGGAGCUGAGUCAGGCCCUCUGUGGGGAAGCAGCUGCCCAGCAAAGUCUGUUUGGCUGACCCAUGUUAGACUGUCGGAAAUGCUGCGUUACUGCUGAAAUGAAAGGCAGCCCUGGGAGCGGAGCCGGGUUUCGUGUCUAGAGCCAACCCUCUUUUCCAUGCAUACUGUUUCUUUUGCUGCCGUAACAGCAGUUGUGAAGAAAAAAAAAAAAAGUAAAAUUUGGCCUUCCAAUUUGAUGGAUUGUGAACAGUUGAUGGUUAGGAGUAGAGACCUGUGUAUAAGCCCCUUUCUCUAGAGAAGUUUUAUUCUUAAAAGUCCUUAUUGGCAACUUCAGUUGUGCAGGUUUCUAUUUGGCUUUUUUCCUUGUUGAGAAAAAAUGGAAUUCCUUGCACCAGCUGUCAGUGAAUUCAAAGGGAAACCCCUUCGGGUGCGACCAGACUGAAGGAGUGUUCUCCCCUCACUCCACACUGGGUCCGCCUGUCCCACCUGGAGAGGUGCGGACGUCACACGUGGUCUGGCCUCAGGCGGAGGGAGCAGAGCCGUGACCUGACUUCCCCUUGUCACUGUGUUUGUCCCGUGGUCCUGCUGGAGGGCGGCACCUGGACCGCAGGCGGGACCGCCUCUGACCGUGCGGGGUCGAGGGUGCUCUGGCGCUGGGAGGGAGGGAGGUGGCUGUCGCGUGCGUGUGCUGUUCUGUAGCUUGUCCCGGGGCAGCUUAUGUCUGCAUUUGGGUGUGUGUGUUUCAUUUAAGUUAUUUAUUAAACUUGCUUUCCCUUGC